This is a messenger RNA of Bombus terrestris (buff-tailed bumblebee), 2131 nucleotides long. It is a transcript of the gene pont, whose product is annotated as ruvB-like 1. Gene Ontology annotation, molecular function: ATP binding; DNA helicase activity; ATP hydrolysis activity. Lineage: Eukaryota; Metazoa; Arthropoda; Insecta; Hymenoptera; Apidae. The transcript has 3 exons. The coding region runs from base 240 to 1610 and encodes 456 amino acids. Gene Ontology annotation, biological process: box C/D snoRNP assembly; regulation of transcription by RNA polymerase II; chromatin remodeling. Gene Ontology annotation, cellular component: Swr1 complex; R2TP complex; Ino80 complex. The record is from RefSeq and is a predicted model, not a curated record.
CAGUAUUAUGUUGUUACUAUUAAUUAAUUAAAUGGAAAUGAGAUUUAGGGUUCUAGAGAAAAGAUUUAAUUUUCGCGGUACCAUGAAUUUUAACGUCUCCAAUUAAUAACGUUCCCUGUGAGCCAAUCCUCAAAACUUUGUUUCCAUGACGAUUUAAUGUAGUGGGGAUAGAUGUAUCAAUCAAACAAGUAUUUAUGCAACGUGCUUUCUAGUAUUAAGAUCUUGUAUUUACAAGGAAAAUGAAGAUCGAAGAAGUAAAAAGUACCGCAAAGACUCAAAGAAUAUCAGCUCAUACACACAUAAAAGGAUUGGGUCUUGACGAGAAUGGAAUUGCAAUACAAGCUGCAGCAGGUCUUGUUGGUCAAGAGGAGGCUCGUGAGGCAGCUGGGGUAGUAGUUGAUAUGAUAAAAUCAAAGAAAAUGGCUGGUAGAGCAGUGCUAUUAGCUGGUCCCCCUGGCACUGGAAAAACUGCAAUUGCAUUAGCUAUCGCUCAAGAGUUGGGUAACAAAGUACCAUUCUGUCCCAUGGUAGGCUCGGAAGUCUAUAGUUCUGAAAUAAAAAAGACAGAAGUUUUGAUGGAAAAUUUUAGAAGAGCCAUUGGUCUCAGAAUCAAAGAGACUAAGGAAGUAUACGAAGGGGAAGUUACAGAACUAACUCCAUCUGAAACAGAAAAUCCAAUGGGUGGAUAUGGGAAAACAGUAUCGCAUGUAGUAAUUGGACUAAAAACAGCUAAAGGUACGAAGCAGUUGAAAUUGGAUCCCUCCAUAUAUGAAUCCUUGCAAAAGGAAAAAGUUGAAACAGGAGAUGUAAUUUACAUUGAGGCAAAUAAUGGUGCUGUGAAGAGACAGGGCAGAAGCGAUAAUUUUGCUACCGAAUUUGACUUGGAAGCAGAAGAGUAUGUUCCUUUACCUAAAGGUGAUGUACACAAAAAGAAGGAAGUCAUUCAGGAUGUAACAUUGCAUGAUCUGGAUGUUGCUAAUGCCAAACCACAAGGAGGUCAAGAUAUUAUGUCUAUGAUGGGUCAAUUAAUGAAACCUAAAAAGACAGAAAUUACAGAUAAAUUGCGCAAAGAAAUAAACAAAGUUGUAAAUAAAUACAUUGAUCAAGGAAUUGCGGAAUUAGUACCGGGAGUUUUAUUCAUAGACGAAGUACACAUGUUGGAUAUAGAGACAUUUACAUAUCUUCAUCGUGCACUAGAAAGUGCAAUUGCGCCAAUAGUUAUCUUUGCAACGAAUCGAGGUCGCUGCAUAAUCAGAGGAACUGAAGAUAUCGUAUCACCACAUGGAAUACCUCUUGAUCUCUUAGAUAGAUUGUUAAUCAUACGAACGCUUCCAUAUUCUAGAAAGGAAAUAGAACAAAUUGUUAAACUGAGAGCCACUACGGAAGGGUUGCAAAUCGAAGAUGAAGCUCUAUCAGCUCUCGGUGAAUUAGGUACAAAAACAACGCUUAGAUACGUAGUGCAGCUUUUAACUCCUGCAGCAUUAACGGCCAAAGUAAACGAAAGAACAAUAAUUAAAAAAGAAGACAUCGAAGAAGUAGGAUCAUUGUUCUUAGAUGCAAAAUCCUCUGCGAAAAUUCUUACACAAAAUAAAGAUAAAUUUAUGAAAUAAAUGUGUUUGACUGAUUGUCAUUUAAUGAAUUAUUCGUUGUAGCUUAACAAAUUCAUAAAAUAUUCAAUUGUAACAUACACGCUUUUAUAAUUGACAAUUAAUUUACCAUAAAUAAAGUUUAAUUUAUGUGAAAUAUAAGUAUUAAUUGUUUUAAUUAAACUUUAUUUGCUUGGAUCAAAUGUAAAGUAAACAUACAUGUAAUGGUAAAUUUCCAAUAUUCCAAAGGUAAUUUUCCAAUAUUGUUCAAGAUACUUUGUAACUUAGGGUCACAAAAGAUAAGGCCGUAAUCAGAAGUUAUGACAUCACUAGAUGAUGAGUCUUAGGGUAUAAAGGUUCUGCUUCCUUUAGUAUACUCUUUAGUUGUCUGGAAUCUAUCAAGCAAUUAUAGUGUUUAAUUCUGUCAUUAGGAAAGUAGUUAUUAUCAAAUCUUUAUUUUGUAAUUUACAAUGUCAUAUCUUUGUAAGCUAGAAAAGUGUACAAGAUUGUUAAAUAAACGUAAUGCAUAUCGGUACGCACAUAGA